AUUCAUAAACUAACAUGAGCGAUACAGAUAAAAACAUAAAGGGAUCGAAGAAGGACUCUCCCACCAGUCUUCACGGAUCCUUCCUUGUAGACUACAAAAAGCAGAAGAAGUUUCAGGACAACUCCAUCGUGUACAUCAAUGGAGGAAAAUACAUGCUGAAAUAAGGUUGAAGAUAGCAGUAAGUCGUGUAUAAUAAUCGACCUCUCUCACCAUUUAUUGUAUAAUCAAAUUUUACAUUUUUGGAAAAAGUAUUUUCACUAGCCACAAAAAGGGAUUCACAAAUAUCUAAGCCUCAUACAUCGAAUAUAUCAAACUGAAUAGGAUUAAUAGCGUUGCCAGGGUUAGAGGUAUUGAACGUCUGAAAUAUAGUUUGUCAGAUCACCAUUUUAUGUCACUUCAGUACCUGAACAUUUCUUAAUCCUGAUCUUAGAUCUCUUACUGUCUUGACUUGAUUCUCUUUCAAAUUCUUGGUUACAUAAUAUUCAUAACUUGUUCCUAAUUAUAAAUAAUAAUCUAUUAGCUUAUUAGUUAGCCAUUUUGGCAGAUAUUUCUUUGUAUUAGUGAGAGUAGUAGGAGCAGAAUCUUUGGGCGAAGCACAAACGUUUCUCAUCAAAAGUCACAUAUACUUUGCUUCUACCAAUGUUUAAAUGAUAUCGAAUAGAGCGUUAGAAAAUCGUGUAGGAAUUGUAAGUCUCUUUUAUCAUAAGUUUAAAAAGUUGAUUUUAUAUCAGUCUCAUUGGACUGAAUCAUCCAGAGCUUAAAAGUACUUAAAAUCACCAAUUUGAUCGAAAUUAGUAACAUCUCUCAUACAUUAAAACUUUUUGAGAACCAGCGGUUUGAUAUUUAACAGAUAAAAAAAUCUGGAUUACUAUUAGAUCAAACAGUCUGCGCAGUUUUAAUCCUAGAGUAAAUUAACCUCCUAAAGUAGUGAAGAAGCCGCUGGCUUGAGUAAGGGUAAAGAAUACUCUGUGUUGUGGUAAUAACAACAGAAUAACCCAUUUCUUAGAAAGUUGACUGGUAUAGUUAAUGAAGCCUCUUACUUUUUGUCAAUUUGAAAUGUGGAAUAUUGGUCUUUGAAUUCAAAGUUCUACUAAGAAUCCAAUUAUGAUCCUUAAAUACACAAUAAUUUAGUGAAGGAGAACAAUUGGUUUAUAGAAUUAAGGAAAAUGUAGGAUCAUAAAAAGUAACUGUGGAAGCUGGAUGAGAGAGAGGAAUUUUUCCGAUUUUCGACUCUUUCCAUCUAUUGUAUCAUAAGGCGGCCGUCAAGGGUCUUUUCGGGAAAUUUUGGAUUUGCUUUGGUCAUAUUUGGCUUCUCUUCACUCUCAAUUUUCAUUGUCCCACAAGUAGAUAAAGCUCUAAAAGGACUCAACCCUUCCUAAAACAGAUAUUUUUAGUACUCGUCUCCUUGAGUUCUUCCAGGAUAUUGGAAGAACUACCAAAAGAGAAGGAAAACCGAGAUUAGAGAGUAAAUGGAGAGUUAUUCCCUUAUCCCUACUACUACCAAUAUUUCGUCAAUAUUAUGA
This is a messenger RNA of Moneuplotes crassus, 1523 nucleotides long. NCBI's taxonomy places the organism in Eukaryota, Ciliophora, Spirotrichea, Euplotida, Euplotidae. The record is from the annotation of a GenBank genome assembly.